AUGGCUUCUGCAGCUCUCAACCUGGCGCGCUGGUCAGCACUCGGAUUAGGUAUCUUGUAUGGAUGGACACACCAUCGAUCACUCGUGCACGCUGAACAAAAGCGAAAAGAAGAAGAAGCAUAUAAACAUAAACAAGAGCUAAUUGAAAAAGCGAGGGCUGCUUAUGCCGCGAAAAUUUCUGUUGGAAGUGAUGUUAUAAAAGACCCAAAUGAUCCACGAUUCGACCUAGAGAAAUUGCUCACGAGUGUUGAAAAAUCAGCUUAG
Molecule: messenger RNA, 264 nt
Organism: Ambispora gerdemannii
Lineage: Eukaryota; Fungi; Glomeromycota; Glomeromycetes; Archaeosporales; Ambisporaceae
Source: the annotation of a GenBank genome assembly